Molecule: messenger RNA, 2863 nt
Organism: Scheffersomyces coipomensis
Lineage: Eukaryota; Fungi; Ascomycota; Pichiomycetes; Serinales; Debaryomycetaceae
Exons: 1
Source: RefSeq, a predicted model, not a curated record
GUAGUAACAAUCUCUCCUAAUUUUAAUUUAUAUAAAAUAGUAGUUUUACCAGCAGCAUCUAAACCAACCAUUAAAAUUCUCAUUUCUUUACGACCAAAAAGUCCCGAUAAUAAUUUAGAAAUUGAUAAACCCAUCUUGCCUUAUGUCGUUCUAUCUUAUCUUUCUUCGUGAGAUCUGAUUUAACAAGAUGAUUAAAGUAAUUAACUAUGAUUGAAUCGAAUUGUUCAGCUUAAUUGGUUUAAUCAAUCAAUCAAAAUUGAGAGGAAAAAGUGAUUUGUGUUCUCUUUGUUAAAAGACACGACCCCUUUUGGGUGAGUGGGAGGAGGAAGUGGAAGGUCGUGUGGCGAUGUUCAAAAACUUAUAUUUACAACCAACUUGAAAACAACUUGAACCAGUUCAGUUUGGCAGCACGAACCAUAUUUCCAUCAAUCAAUCAAUCAAUCAAUCAAUCAAACUUAAGAGGAUGGUAUCGAUAGAGGUAAUUCAUCCAUCCAUUCCCUUGCUGGCUGAUACCACACAUUCUAUAAACUCAACCGUCUUGGAUAUUACACCUCCACCACCACCACCACAGACUAAUAAUCUUCAACAGGAACUACAUGACUUAAUACAGUCUCAUAAAUUAGGUAUACCUAUCUUUAAACUUGAUGAUGGAGAUGAUAACUAUUACGUAUUGAUUAAGGAUUUGGCCCUGGUGUGGAAUUUCCCAUCAUCUUAUCAAUUGAUUAUUAAAUUAAUCAAACAAUCGAAAUUAUCAAAACUGGAUUUAAUUUAUAAUUCCAAACCUGAAUUAAAUCAAGAACUAUUAUCUCAUAAUCUUAUCAGCGCUAAAGAUGUUAAUUUCAGUUUAUUCUAUAGUAAGUUGUCUACCAUAUAUGCCAUUAUUAAUAAUAAGGAUGUGUUUAUAAAUCAAAAUCCUCCUGACUUUAUCAUAUCUCAAGUUAAACAACAACAACAAGAGUUACUCGUUAAAAAGGAUAGUGGGGUACGUAAUAAGAGUGAAGAGGAUGAAGACGAUGAAGACGACGAUGACGACGACGAUGAUGAUGAAGAUGAAGACGACGAUGAUGAUGAUGAAGAUGAUGAUGACGACGAUGACGAUGAUGAAGAUGGGAAAAUUGUGGCUAAAAAGAGAAAGUUAACCCCAUCUUUAUCGGAAGAUCAACCAACUUCUAAUAAACAUCAUCAUCAUCAUAAACACCACAACUCUUCAAAUGCUUUGGAAAAAGUAACUAUAAGUCAAGCAUUUCCUCAAUAUGGUAUAGUGGGCUCUACCAUUCAAUUAAAUCAUUCUGCCUUCAAUUCAUUAAAUCCAAUCACUAAAUUAAACUACUAUAAAUCAUUAUCAUCUCCAUAUAAAUUCUUACCCAAUUCAAAAUUAACCUUUAGUGAUCGUGAAUUAAUCUAUAGAAAUCAAGAUGAUUCAGAAUUAAAUAAUAUUAAAUCUCAUGAAGUUGAAAAGAAAAGAUUUAGAAAACCAAUUGGGAAAUCAAAGAAACAUAAUAUCAAUAUUGAUCCCAAUUCAAUUGAUUUGACUGAAUCUGCUAUACCAGGUCAAGGUUAUAUUCCUGAAUUUAAUAUUAAUCAUUUAUGUAAAGUUCCAAAUUAUUAUAUUACAUCAAAUCAACAAUAUAUUAGUGCAGCAGCUGCUGCCGCAGCAGCUGGUAUUGGAUCUAAUUUAGGAACUCCAACUACUGGUACUGGAUCAGCUUCAUCUUCAUCUUUUAAUCUUAAAAAGAUUAAUUCUACUUCAAAUUCUUCCUUUUUAUUUACUGAAAAUAUUAAAAUGCCAAAUCAUGUUAAACAAUUGAUCUUUAAUGGUGAUAAUGAUUAUCAUCAUACUAAAUAUUAUUAUACCAAGAGUUAUAGAGGUCCAGGAUCAGGGAACUAUAAAGAUGCCGCUUUAAUGAAUCGAAUUAAUAAAAUUCAUCUUAUUAAUAAUAAAAAUAUUCAUCAUCCUCAUAAAGCUUCUAGUUUUAAAAAUCAUAAACAAAGAUAUAAUCAAGGUUUAAAAGGAUUAUUAUUUGAAAAAUUUAAUAAAGAAUAUGUUGAAUCCGUAUUAUCCAAACAAAGAAAAUAUACUGAAGAUUAUGUUAAUUUAGAAAUGUUACAUAAUAAUUUACAAUUUAAUUUAUUAAUUAAUAGUUAUAGAGAAAUUAGUGAAGAAACUUGGGAAAAUUAUUAUAAAUUUAAAUUAACUGAUUUUGAACAAUUAAAAUCGUUAAAUCAAGAAAAAUUAGAACUUGAAACUAGACAAGAUGAAAUUAAUCAAAAACAAUUAUGGCAUGAAAAUGAAAAAAAGAGACAAGAAGAUUUACAACAAUUAAUUAUUGAAUUAAAUGGUAACUUGGAAAGUUUAAAACAUGAAAGAAUUCAACGUCAAAAGGAAUAUGAAGAAAAGAAAAGACAAAAUGAAUUAGAAUCAACAUUUAAUGAUCCAUUCGUUGGAACAGGUUCGGAUUCAUCUUCAUUAAUUGAACCACCCAAUUUUGAUGAUAUUUUAGAAAGAGAACAAGCUUUAACAUCUCAAUUUGAAAUAGAUAAAGAAUUAUUAAAACCGGUUCCACCACCAUUACCAACUGAAACUCCUCAACUUGAUGUAUUAUCAAGAUUCACUUUACCUUCUUUCCAUCCUGAAAUUACUAAUCAUUUACCUCCUGAUUUAAGACAAGAUCAACAAUUAAAUGAAGAUGAUAUCCCAUCUAUAAAGAAACCAAUCCGUUAUGUAACUACUUAUGCUGAUAAGAAUAAUCCGGAAUUAUUAAAUCGAAUUGAAAUUGUUAAAUUACCUAAUUCAAAUGCUAUUGGUUGGGAUAAUUUAAAGAAAUUUAGAUAUGAAUAAAUUAAAUUAAAUUAAAUUAAAUUA